AUGUCGAAUUUGCAAAGUAAUUUCAAUCAGAAGAUCGACUACGUGUUCAAGGUGGUGCUGAUCGGAGACUCAGCGGUGGGAAAGUCUCAGCUCUUGGCUCGUUUUGCUCGGAACGAGUUCAGUUUGGAGUCAAAAGCAACAAUUGGGGUUGAGUUCCAGACUAAGACGCUCGUGAUCGACCACAAAACCAUCAAGGCCCAGAUUUGGGACACCGCUGGUCAAGAAAGAUACAGGGCGGUGACAAGUGCUUACUAUAGAGGUUCAGUGGGGGCAAUGCUGGUCUAUGACAUAACCAAGCAUCAAUCAUUUGAUCAUGUAACCAAGUGGUUAGAGGAAUUGAGGGGGCAUGCUGACAACAAUAUUGUCGUGAUGCUUGUAGGUAACAAGUCUGACCUUGGAACACUGAGAGCUGUACCUUCUGAGGAUGCGAAGGAGUUUGCCCAAAGGGAGAACCUAUUCUUUAUGGAGGCAUCAGCACUUGAGGCUACUAAUGUUGAAUCUGCAUUUAUUACAGUCCUAACGGAAAUUUAUCGAAUCCUUGGCAAGAAGUCCCUCAUUGCCAAUGACGAAGCAGAGUCGGAAGGGAGUGCCUCACUUCUCAAGGGUACAAAAAUUGUUGUCCCUGGAAGAGAGCCCGAGCCUCAAGGAAAUAGCUGUUGCUGGUCUUCAUAG
Molecule: messenger RNA, 672 nt
Organism: Prunus armeniaca (apricot)
Lineage: Eukaryota; Viridiplantae; Streptophyta; Magnoliopsida; Rosales; Rosaceae
Source: the annotation of a GenBank genome assembly